Molecule: messenger RNA, 833 nt
Organism: Periconia digitata
Lineage: Eukaryota; Fungi; Ascomycota; Dothideomycetes; Pleosporales; Periconiaceae
Source: the annotation of a GenBank genome assembly
UCAAAACUAGCAAGAGAAACAAAAGCUCCACAGACGCGACUGACUACGUUCACUAACACCAUGGACAUCUCGAAUCCUCAGCAGGAGAUCAUGAUACCAUUACCAUUAUUCAUGAGAUGCCCGGCUGCACUGUAACACGCUAUCCAGACUCGACAGUCAUCAAGAAAGGCAGACGAGUUACUCCCCACGAGCGACCAGCGCUAGAACUCGCAGCACAGCUCAACCUCCCCGUCCCCCGUGUCCACGAAACGCAAGUGGAAGCCUCACCCGGCGAACAUCUAAUCAGAAUGGAUUUCAUCCCGGGGUCUCCUCUGGACGAGAUCUGGCCUACCGUGACUACUGAGGAGAAAGACAGCAUAUGCGUGCAACUCCGCAACAUGCUCACAGCAAUGCGCGCAGCGCCCUGGGAAACAGGUGUGAUAGGAUCGUGUUCCGGUGGAGCAGCGCGGGAUCUGCGGACAUACACCGACUACACCGACGGGCCUUAUAACGACGAAGCAGCGUUCAAUGAGUCGUUUUAUUUGGAUCUACUCAAGGGGACACCACGGUUAGUUCGGUCUGCGCUGUUGCAGCAGCUUCGCGACGACCACCGUAUAGUCUUUUCCCAUGGCGACAUCGUACAGCAUAAUAUCCUGGUCGAAAACGGGAAGGUCACGGGCUUGAUAGAUUGGGAAUACGCUGGGUGGUAUCCGGAGCACUGGGAUUACAUCAAGUUCUUCGAUCGGCCUUGCAAACACCGCGACUGGAGAGACCGGGCGGAUAUGAUAUUUCCUGAAACCUAUGGCAGAGAGCUUGCGUGGCAUCAGGGGAUACUGCGAUGGCAGCGCCCUUGA